AUGGACGGGUCUCUGCCUAACUCGCCCAGUAUGUCGUCCAGUGAUACUUCUAGUAAUGAAGAUGGACUCCGACCAUUUCCUGACGAGAAAGAUCUCGGGGAGUUCAAACUCAACAAACCCAUGGACUAUCCGGACUCUCCUCGGUCCCAUCUCUCCGACAGCUCUGGAAGCGACAGAGGCACUCCGAACAGAUUUUACACCAACAAAAUGAAAGAAACUGCACAAGAGCGUGAAAUCCGUCGAUACCGAACAGCCUUUACCAAAGACCAACUCAACAGACUAGAGAAAGAAUUUUUGAAGGAAAACUAUGUUUCUCGUCCAAAAAGAUGCGAACUAGCAGCGUCCCUGGGACUCGCUGAAUCCACUAUAAAGGUUUGGUUCCAAAACCGAAGAAUGAAGGACAAGCGCCAACGAAUGGCACUCACAUGGCCCUACGGUAUUCCCCCAGAUCCUCAGCUGUACGCUUACCUUGCAGCCGCUGCCGCUACAUACCCGUACAAUCUCCAACAUCCAGCUGCUCUUCCGUAUCCAAGCAUGAGUCUUCCACAUGGACUUCAACCAUCAACGAGUUCGGCUUUCACUCCAAUGGCUGUAUCCAGUCCUAUUCCUCCCAGACUUGAUGUAUUGUCAUCAAUGUCAAGUCCAUUAUACAGACCUAUUCCAAGUUUAGACACAAGUCCGUCGUUUUCUACUUCACCACCAAGCCUCCCAUUUCCUCCCAGAAUGCAUUUUCCUUGGAUGGAACAUUCCCCUAGCAUAUGUGAUGCGAAUUCCGGAAAACCUUGUACGUGUCCGGUGCCUUCUCUUGGACUUUACCCUCCACCUGCUCCUGGACUUUUGUCUACCUCCCUCAGUUCGUCACACCCCUUGUUACACAAGCGCGAAAUGGAAAGUUCGUCGCGGUGA
Messenger RNA from Ylistrum balloti, 906 nucleotides. RefSeq names its product homeobox even-skipped homolog protein 1-like. The record is from RefSeq and is a predicted model, not a curated record. Gene Ontology annotation, biological process: regulation of transcription by RNA polymerase II. The coding region runs from base 1 to 906 and encodes 301 amino acids. Gene Ontology annotation, molecular function: RNA polymerase II cis-regulatory region sequence-specific DNA binding; DNA-binding transcription factor activity, RNA polymerase II-specific. Gene Ontology annotation, cellular component: nucleus. The transcript is spliced from 3 exons. Lineage: Eukaryota; Metazoa; Mollusca; Bivalvia; Pectinida; Pectinidae.